Molecule: messenger RNA, 1383 nt
Organism: Cyclopterus lumpus (lumpfish)
Lineage: Eukaryota; Metazoa; Chordata; Actinopteri; Perciformes; Cyclopteridae
Product: glucose-1-phosphate adenylyltransferase large subunit 3, chloroplastic/amyloplastic-like
Exons: 8
Coding region: 355-1215 (286 amino acids)
Biological process (GO): biosynthetic process
Source: RefSeq, a predicted model, not a curated record
UCCGACGACACAUCUGCCUCACGCAUGCAAACAAAAAAACAUUUAAUUAAAAAAACAGUUAAUUCUAAAAACAGUUAAUCUCGCACACCUGCCCCUGUGGUUAAUCGAAACGUUGUUAUUCUGUAAAAUCUCCGGAGAAAGCUAUUUUUUAUUUUGAAAGAAUUGCAACCGGACGUGUUUCAAAAUCUCGUCUCGCGAAGCCAGACUUGAUUAUCGCGAGAGUAGAGUCCGAUCUCGGUCCGUCUGUAGCCGUUUCCCAAUACUUUAUAUUCCCCCCAUUCUGCCUGCCAAGGAAGUGAAUUACCGGGUAACACUGAGCGAGUAACCGUCGUUUCUCCCGGUUCCGAGUGUAAAAUGAAAGCGGUGAUUCUCGCCGCCGGCUACGGGACCAGGCUCCAGAGGGACGUGGCGGCCGACAGCACCGGGAAGUUCGCUCACCUGUCUGGGACCGCCAAGCCGCUGCUGCCGGUGGGACGGUGCGCCCUGAUAUCCCACUGGGUCCGCGCGCUCACCGCCUCCGACUGCGUGGACCGCAUUUAUGUCGUCGUGAGUAACGGAACGUCGUCGACUAACGCCGUCUACCUCGCCGCUUUCGAAGAGUGGGCGUCACAUUUCACAAACGUCGAGAUCCUCAGCGAUCGGACGACGAGCAACGAUGGGCGCCUUGGAGCCGUCGCCUGCCUGCAACUUGCAGUAAAGCACUUCGAAGUAGAAGACCAUGUCCUCAUAAUUGGGGGUGACACCCUCUUCAAAGAGGAUUUUAGCCUCAGCAAAGUAAAAGAGAGGUUUUCUGACCUCCAAGCAAAGAGCGAGGACAGCUGUCUGGUGCUCUCGUACCAGUGCGACGAGCAGGACACUCGUAAAUACGGGAUAUUGGAAGUAGACGGCGAUCUCCGCGUCCUCUGUAUGAAGGAGAAGCCUCUUCCUACCGAGACAAAGUCGAGGAGAGCAUGUCCAUGUUUCUAUGUGUUUUCAAAGAAAAGCCUUCCUCUGUUGGAUACCUUUCUUGAGGAAAAGAAGGAGGCUCCUAUUGAUGAGAAAGACGCCCCGGGGAACUUUGUGUCUUGGCUCAUUCCAAGUUUUUUUACUUUCAGAGAGCCAGUAUACAUUCAUCAGAUUUCUGGGCGUUUCGACGUUGGAAACUUGCCUUCCUAUAUUGAAUGUGACCUCUACUUCAGAGAGAAACUUCAAGACGCUGGCUCUUACAUGGUGUAGGAACUGGGAACUGGACAAAAACACCAUAUUUAUGCAACGAUAACUAAUCAAAUGGCCAAUUUCAAGAAUUGUAACUGUAAAUAAGCCUUUAAAUAUGAAUUGUACUGCAAGGGAUUUUCCAUUAAAAUGUUAAUUUUUUUAUAUACAUUAAAACCAAUGAUUUGUCUA